AUGACAUUCUGUGCGGACAGCUCGCUGGCUGGCGCAGACGGUGCCGCAUUGGCGCCCACACGGCCGCGGUUCCGGAGGGACCUGUCACCAGAGGGCACGCCGUGCGGCCUCGCGGCGACGCCGGACUCGGUCCCGCUAGUGGUGUACGGCAGGGAGGCGCCCUACGGCCAUCCACCCUGGCAGGUCGCGCUCUACCUGCUGCACGAUGGCAUCUGGACCUUCUGGUGCGGUGGCAGCCUCAUCUCCAGCCAGGUCGUGCUCACAGCAGCGCAUUGCCUGUGGCGCUUGGAACCGCCCAACCUGCGAGUGGCUCUGGGCAAGCACUACCGGAAGUACAGCAUACACAGCAAUUUCACCCAGAUCAGGGACGUGCAGGAUCUGAUUCUGCCGCCGACGUACCAGGACCAGGAGGGACACUACGCGUCUGACCUGGCGCUCGUGGUGCUGGCCGCGCCCGCCAACUUUUCGGCGGCCGUGCAGCCCGUCUGCAUAGACUGGGAGCUGCGCCACAUGGACCGGCAACUCGCCCCGGGCAGCAUCGGACAGGCAGCUGGGUGGGGUAUGAACGAGUACGACGAUUUCGCUGACACGCUGCACGUCGUCGAUAUGCCAGUCAUCGACGACAGACGCUGCAUCGAGGAACAAGAGCGAGACUUCAGAAAGUACGUGCGUUAUACCACGUUCUGCGCCGGUUACCGUAAUGGCAGUGGCGUCUGCAACGGCGACAGCGGGGGCGGGCUGGUGUUCCAGACGGACGAGGGCGCCUGGUACCUGCAAGGCGUCGUCAGCAUCAGCCCGCGCCGCCGCGGCACCUCCCUCUGCGACCCGCACUUCUACACCGUCUUCACCAAGCAUCUUUGUGCCGUCAUCAGUGAACGCUGUUAG
Messenger RNA from Schistocerca gregaria, 885 nucleotides. Its product is annotated as limulus clotting factor C-like. Lineage: Eukaryota; Metazoa; Arthropoda; Insecta; Orthoptera; Acrididae. The transcript has 7 exons. The record is from RefSeq and is a predicted model, not a curated record. Bases 1 to 885 code for a protein of 294 amino acids. Gene Ontology annotation, biological process: proteolysis. Gene Ontology annotation, molecular function: serine-type endopeptidase activity.